AUGAGUGAUAGAAGACGAUUAUUAGGACCUUCAGGAAUGAUAAUUCCCAAUAUUCCUCACCAAUCACCACAACCACAACCACAACCUGACACUACAACCUCCACUUCAAUUCCAUCAUUUUUUCUUAAACAUUCAAUUAUAGAUAAUGCUAAUGGUUCAGCAUAUUUAGAAAUCAAUAAUACUAUCAUUGAAGUAUCUAUAUUUGGUCCAAGACCCAUUAGAGGUUCAUUCAUUGAUAGAGCUAGUGUUUCUAUCGAUUGUAAAUUUUUACCUCAUAUAAUCCCACCCAUGACAAAUAUCUUCAACAAUGACAGUAAUAAUAAUAAUAACAAUAAUACUAUUUCUAGAGGUUAUCGUACAGGAAUGAAUAAUAUUGAACAUAAAUUAAGUUCAUAUUUAGAAACUUGUGUAUUAUCAAGUUUAAUUUUAGAAAAAUAUCCUAAAUCAACUAUUGAUAUUCAAGUUUCAAUAAUUAGUAUUGAUAAAAAUGUGGGCAAUGGUGGAAAUGGUGGAAAUGGUCUGUUACUUUGGUUAUUACAAUGGAUAACUUGUUGUUGUAGUAUAGCAUUAAUUGAUUCUGGAAUUGAAAUGAAAGAUAUUAUAAGUAGUGGACAAGUAAGAAUUACCAAACAGGGGGAAAUAUUAAUUGGUGGUAGUAGUAGUAGUAAUAGUAUCAAUGCUGAAGAAGGAAUUGAUGGAUUAGUAAGUUUUAUGAAUUUGAAAAAUGAUGAAAUUGUGGGAAUUUGGUUAGAAGGUGAUAAUAAUGAUAAUGAAAAUUCAUUAUUAAAUGAAUCAAAUAUGGAAAAAUUAAUAAUUGAAUGUAAUAAAAUGUCGAAAAUAAUAAGAGCUAAUCUUAAUUCAUAUUUAAUAAAUUCAAUGUAA
This is a messenger RNA of Candida dubliniensis CD36, 882 nucleotides long. RefSeq names its product exosome non-catalytic core subunit. Gene Ontology annotation, biological process: poly(A)-dependent snoRNA 3'-end processing; rRNA catabolic process; nuclear mRNA surveillance. The record is from RefSeq and is a predicted model, not a curated record. The transcript has a single exon. Gene Ontology annotation, cellular component: nucleolus; nuclear exosome (RNase complex); cytoplasmic exosome (RNase complex). Lineage: Eukaryota; Fungi; Ascomycota; Pichiomycetes; Serinales; Debaryomycetaceae. The coding region runs from base 1 to 882 and encodes 293 amino acids.